AUACAGAAGAGGACGACGCAAUUGCCGGUGCCGUAGAGAAUUUCCAAUUGAUGAUCACAUCCUUCGCGGGAUCAGCUCAUCUCUCUCCUUUGGUUAAUUGGAUUCCGAGUUUCUUCGAUUUAAGUGAUUUUGUUAUUUUAUGUAUCUCAAUUGCUAGAGCAUGUGUAUGUAUCUCUCAUACCACGUUCGCUCAACGGUUGUUUAAACUCGAUUCUCGAGCUUACUUAAAGAUUUUUUUGAAAGAUCUCAAUCCAAGGUUCAUUGUUUGGCCACACUGUAGAAUUUUGGUUGCUUAGCCUUAAAAAUUCAUGUUUAUGCAGGUGGAAAAGUCUAGCUGAGUGAGAAAGAUAGUUCCUAAUGGGGAUAAGAUACCUGCUCAUUUCCUUGGCAACAUCAGCUUUGGGCUUCGUUGGCUUAAUAGUCUGGACGGAUUUGUGUAAGGAUAGGCUUAGAGCUGAUGGGAUAAUCACCAAGAACAUUUCUUUAGGUGAUUCUCAGGAUGCCCUUCAGCUGUUUCUGUCUUCUCGCACUACAAUUGCCUUGCUGGCGAGUUUUGUGCUCAAUCUCUACAUUCUUCUGGUUCUUAAUCUCAAGACUCUGUUUUUUGGAGACCUAUAUGCUGUUGAAACUAAAAAGCUGGUGGAAAGACUCGCCAAUUACAUCAUUUACAAGGGAACUUUUUUGCCAUUAGUGGUUCUGCAAAAUGCAUUUCAGGGGAUCCUAUGGACAAUCUGGUUGAUUGUUCUGUGUACUCUAAAGAUGUUUCUAGCUUUGGCUAGAGAACGGCUUGAAAGAUUGAGUGCAUCUCCUUCUUCUACACCUUGGACAUACUUUCGUGUGUAUUCAGCACUGUUCAUGGUUCUCUCUGUUGAUUUGUUAUGGAUAAAGCUUUCGCUAAUGAUGUACAAUACAACUGGUUCAUCUUUGUAUAUAUUGUUACUUUUUGAGCCAUGCAGUGUAGCUUUUGAGACCUUGCAGGCGUUAUUGAUUCACGGGUUUCAGUUGCUGGAUAUGUUGAUCAAUGACUUAGCAGUCAAAAAUUUAGACUGCCAAAGAUCGCGGUUUCUUGAUUCUAUGACAGCAGGCUCAUUAUUGGAAUGGAAAGGCAUCCUCAACCGGAAUCUUGGCUUCUUCCUAGAUAUGGCAAUGGCACUCGGUCAUUAUUUGCACAUGUGGUUGCUUCAUGGAAUGGCCUUUUCUCUGAUGGAUGUAUUUUUGGUUCUCAACAUACGAGUCAUUUUGGGAGAAAUUUUGAAACGAAUUAAAGAGUUCAUUAAACUGAGAGUGGGUUUAGGUGCUCUUCAUGCAGCUCUUCCAGAUGCAACUUCAGAAGAGCUACGCGCAUUUGAUGAGGAAUGUGCUAUAUGUCGGGAACCAAUGGCUAAGGCUAAAAGAAUUCACUGCAACCACCUUUUUCAUCUUGGAUGCUUACGAUCAUGGUUGGAUCAAGGCUUAAAUGCGGUUUACUCUUGUCCUACAUGCCGUAAGCCUCUUUGUGUUGGUAGAACUUAAAGUGAGACGAAUCCUACCACAGGAGAAGUCUCAAGCGAUGAACAGUUGAAAAAAAAUAAUCCUGCGCAUGCACUAACCGAGACGCCAAAUUCCAUCGAAAGUGAUCCUUUGAGGAACUCAAGACUGGAUCUAAUCUGGUUACACACAUGGUCAGAUCAGGGUGUUUAUGUUGCGGGUCCUUCUACAAGCUCCAGAUCCGUUGGAAUGGGGCGGGUUCAGAUAAUGAUGAGGCAUCUUGCAUCGACUUUGUCAACAUAUGUUCCUGUAUCGAAUGAAAGGAAAACAUUUGCAUAUACGUAUCUUCGAAUCAGAGUUGUCAUCAAGAAACUGAUGGAUUCAAUUUGCCUGAACUGA
This is a messenger RNA of Eutrema salsugineum, 1866 nucleotides long. Its product is annotated as E3 ubiquitin protein ligase RIN3. Gene Ontology annotation, biological process: ubiquitin-dependent protein catabolic process; protein ubiquitination; positive regulation of plant-type hypersensitive response. Gene Ontology annotation, cellular component: ubiquitin ligase complex; plasma membrane; cytosol. Lineage: Eukaryota; Viridiplantae; Streptophyta; Magnoliopsida; Brassicales; Brassicaceae. Gene Ontology annotation, molecular function: ubiquitin protein ligase activity. The record is from RefSeq and is a predicted model, not a curated record.